This is a messenger RNA of Dufourea novaeangliae, 1477 nucleotides long. RefSeq names its product sonic hedgehog protein A (gene hh). Gene Ontology annotation, molecular function: calcium ion binding; patched binding. The transcript has 3 exons. Gene Ontology annotation, biological process: cell-cell signaling; multicellular organism development; cell fate specification. Bases 1 to 1326 code for a protein of 441 amino acids. The record is from RefSeq and is a predicted model, not a curated record. NCBI's taxonomy places the organism in Eukaryota, Metazoa, Arthropoda, Insecta, Hymenoptera, Halictidae.
AUGGUGCACCAUCAUCGUCGUCGCGGCCUUCCGGCGAGCCAUCAUUGCGUCCUAAGGAGGCGCGGCACGACACCCUCGCUACUUCAGGUUCUGCUGCUGAUACUCGGUCUCUGGUUACCGGUCCUGGACAACGGCGGCCUGGUUCUCGCUUGCGGGCCUGGCAGGGGCGGCGGACGACGACCGAUCUUGCGGAAACUCACGCCCCUGGUGUUCAAGCAGCAUGUGCCGAACGUCAGCGAGAACACGCUGCCGGCUAGCGGGCUCAGCGAGGGCCGCGUGUCCAGGCACGACUCGCGGUUCCGUGAUCUCGUGCCCAACUACAACACAGACAUCAUCUUCAAGGAUGAGGAAGGUACCGGAGCGGAUCGCCUUAUGACACAGAGGUGCAAGGAGAAGCUAAACACUCUCGCAAUCUCGGUAAUGAACCAAUGGCCGGGGGUGAAGCUGAGGGUGACAGAAGGCUGGGAUGAGGAAGGGAAGCACGCAACGGAUUCGUUGCAUUACGAGGGACGUGCCGUCGACGUGACAACGAGCGAUCGGGAUCGCUCUAAAUACGGAAUGUUGGCCAGGCUCGCUGUCGAAGCUGGUUUCGAUUGGGUUUAUUACGAGUCCAGGUCGCAUAUUCACUGCUCCGUUAAAUCUGAAUCCUCGUCGGCGGCGAAGUCCGGUGGUUGUUUCCCAGGUAGGAGUCUGGUACGAACCGAGGACGGGUCUGCGAUCAGGUUGGACCAGGUGCGUCUCGGCGAUCGUAUCGCCGCCCUCGAUUCCCGAGGCGACAUUGUCUACAGCGAGGUGAUCGCGUUUCUGGACCGUUCGUUGACGGAGAGGAGACAGUUCGUGCGAUUGACCACCGAGUCCGGCCGAGUGUUGACUCUGACGCCGGCCCAUUUGCUGCCUGUGGAGGGCAGAUCGUCGAUGUUUGCCGGCCGGGUACAGUCGGGUGACAGGAUUCUGGUGAGGGAUCCGACGGACGAGAACGAGGUGAAUCAUCGUCUGCGAUGGGACAAGGUCGUCGACAGCCGGCUGGUCCUCGAGGAGGGUAUCUACGCUCCCCUGACGAGGGAAGGAACCCUCCUCGUUGACGACGUGGUGGCAUCCUGUUACGCGUUCCUGGACAGCCAAUGGAUCGCCCAUAUGGGCUUCCUGCCGUACAGAAUGUGGACCAGUCUGGAGUCGUUCUUCGUCAGACGGUGGACGAUCGAGGACACAAGGCAACCAGACAUUAGGCAAGACGGACGAACGUUACAGGAGGGGAUUCAUUGGUACGCCUCGUUCCUCUACUGGGUGUCGUCCUACGUCACGCCAACGAAGAUGCUUUAUCAAUGAACGUGUGCCUCGUCGACGAGGGGAACAAGUCUAGUUUUAUAGAACGGGCCAACGUGAAACGCGGCCCGGGAAAUUGUUAGUCUCGUUUCGCGUGGAAGCCUCGAAACGACGAAGGGAUCAUUCGGGGAUCCUCGUGGUGAUGGGUGAAACG